Molecule: messenger RNA, 1731 nt
Organism: Acytostelium subglobosum LB1
Lineage: Eukaryota; Evosea; Eumycetozoa; Acytosteliales; Acytosteliaceae
Exons: 4
Coding region: 1-1731 (576 amino acids)
Source: RefSeq, a predicted model, not a curated record
AUGGCGCAAUUGGCACGCUAUGAUAAUGAUGGCAAUGUUGAAGUCAUGUACCUGGCAAUUAUGAAGGACAGGGGCUACAGUGACUCAGGAAUAUCUAACUAUCUUGUCAUCAAGGAGUAUCAUAUAAUGGGCGAGCCAGAGUACCAUAAGAGGAUAAGCAAUCAUAGAUCAGUAGAAGAUACAUUGUUCACAUUCAAGGUUCACUACCAAGAACUGACCAAUCAGGAAUAUAUCCCUGGAAAUGAGAUUCCACCUUCAGGAUCAUAUUAUGACCACUACUCCACAAUGUUGCCAAUACGUCCACGCAUACCUUCAUUGAAACAGAUCUGUUUCUCAGUCCUCAAGGAGUUAUUCAUCAUUGAUAGGGAUGAUUUCAAUCAGAAGUUUCGAGGAUUGCCAAUGGACCUAUUGCCAGAGUUCUGCUCGUCCUGUUUGAAAGAUAGAAGACCCGUUGGCCAUCAGCUAUCAGAGUACCUGUUGGCAACUGUACCAAGUAUGCCAGAGUUUGAAGGUGUCAAUAUCGUCGAGCUACUACCCUUCCAACCAAUGGUUGAAGCAAUGUUCAAUCGACAUCUAUACAGUCUAUUCAUCAAGUGUGAUCAAGUACCUCGCCAUCUACUUAAUCCUGCAGUGCUCGACAAUCUACUCAUUGAUGUCUAUGACAACAUUCAUCUAUUCAAGUCAACACCAUUGCCUCCCGACAAUGUCCUGUUUCCUCCAUCAUCCCACAUUAGCAAGGCACCUGGUGAUACAUCAAUCGUUGACUAUGACACAUUCCUCAAGAACUUCACCGAGUACACGUCCAGCCAGUUCUCCAGUCUCACAUCGGAGGAUUGGGAGAACAUUGUAAUCUUUGGUGGAGCACUUACUUCAUCUCUAAUCGGGGCAACCAAGGGCUUCGAGGUGGCAGACAUUGAUGUCUGUAUCUAUGGCCUUUCAGACCCGAAAGCGGGACAGUCAAAGGUCGCCAAUAUCAUGCGUACACUUGGUGUUUUCAAUAAUGAUGACUACAGCUUGACAAUCGACCAGACCUCUGCUACAUUCUCAAGACACUAUCCAUAUCGUCAUAUCCAGUUCAUGCUGCAGCACCAACCUACACUCCAGGAUGUGCUGCUUAAUGUCGAUGUUGACUGUGCUUGCUUUACCUUUGACGGAAAGAGAGUGUGGACUACACAACGUGGUGUGAUGGCGAUGAACCAUCGCAGCAACUUGGCAACACAGUAUGGAGCAACACUAACCCUGGACUGGCACUACCAGAGGAAAUUAAUUAGAUACAGACGACGUGGCUUUGGUAUUGGCUACCUUCCAACCAAGGUGAUACUCCAAGAGAUGGCAACUCUCAAUCAUGGAGUUAGGGCUAAUGGAAUAUGGUCACUACUCUCAGCCAAGGAGGAUGUCGUGACAUUGAUGCAACUGACAAGACAUGUGAUGAGGAAUCCUGGUUCACUAUCAGUUGGAAAGUGGCGACGUCACGAACUACCGGCCUACACUGGUGUUCAUUCAUUCAAUGAUAAUAUAGAAAGCAGUUCUAAAUCGUUCGAUGAAGAGAAAGAUGAGACAUUCAGCGAUGACAGUCUAAGUUGCUACAGUGAUGUAGAAGAUGACUAUGAUGACUUUGAUAACUAUGAUGAUGAUGAUGAUUUUGAUGAAGUUGAUAUUACAACUCAAACAUACUCUCAUUCAUUAACUUCGACCACAACAACAACAACAACUACUCUUGGGGAUCUGUAA